This is a messenger RNA of Daldinia vernicosa, 769 nucleotides long. RefSeq lists its product as uncharacterized. Gene Ontology annotation, cellular component: mitochondrion. Bases 151 to 411 code for a protein of 86 amino acids. The record is from RefSeq and is a predicted model, not a curated record. Lineage: Eukaryota; Fungi; Ascomycota; Sordariomycetes; Xylariales; Hypoxylaceae. Gene Ontology annotation, biological process: mitochondrial respiratory chain complex IV assembly. The transcript has 3 exons.
ACCGGGAUUUUCACCUCCCAAGUUCGAUAAUUGAAGCUGAGUAUACAUCAUCAAGUGCUCCCGUACCAGCAUUGGAAAAAAGGAUUGGGAUGGGUUUAUAGCGAAACUCAAAUCAAACCUGUCCAGCUUGUCAAUUCGUGUUCGGCAAACAUGUCGCGCGCCUCGAAACUCACCUUGGCGGGCACCUCGCUCUUUGCUGUCGGAACAGUUAUCAUGGUGCACUUCCAGCAGAAGAUUGAGAAAGAGGCCAUGCAUCAGGGUGUUGUGCGCGACAUGGAGCAGCAGCGAAUCAAGAAGGAGCGCCAGCUUGAUUUCGACAUGCAAAGGGCAUUAGAAGAAGAGUAUAAGAAGGGCCAGACUGUUCGAGAUACUACAGACGAAAUACAAGCCAAAUCAUUACCAGAUCGGUAGUGUCAUGCUUGUAUUUCGUCGCAAUCCAAGUCUACCCCUCGUCGGGUAGUACUACUACGGUCUAUUACGCCCUGUCACUACAUCCCGUCUGGUGCGUGAUAAAGAGACGAGCUUAGUUCCCAGGAGUAAUAUGGUCCGAGAUCGAUUGCAUUUCCACUGACAUAAGGGUUGAUAGGCGAAAAGCCCAGUUUCAACCUUCUUCCUAUCAAUUCCAACACUCUCCUCUUCGACUAGUCCAAGGAGGCAAUAUGCCACUCUACCAGCUCUAGUUAUUAGAACGCUCUAAUGAGCAUCCGCUAUGCCAAUGUAUCAAUAUAUUAAAUUUGAAUCUAUCUAUAUAUAUUUUUUCUGGAUAGUA